GCCACAGCAGCUGUAAAGGAGGCUCCACAUACAAGCGUCUGGAAGGAAUUAAACGACUGAAACACUUUUGGUCACCACUCUGCACGUUGGCUGGCCUGGAUGCUUGGGAGAAAUUCUAACAGAGACUUAUCUAUGUGUGCCUCAAGAUAAUGCUGACCUGACAUCCAAUACCGUUGGGAAUAGACGCUGGCAAAUUUGACGUCUUUUUGCAUUUCAUCCCGUAUACUUUUGUAUAUUUUACACAUCGAUGCAGAUAUUUUUUUAAAUAAUGAGAAGUACCAAAUUGUUUGACACGCCCCCUUUUCAACAAAAAUGUACACUUUGACAAGUAUUUUACCGGACACAACAGUGAAAUAUAUAGGAGUCUUCUCAGUGGAUUCAUGAGACAUAUUACCAACCCUCAAGAAGUUUUGUCCAUUUUUUCACGUGGUGAACUGGUACCAACGCCACCUGAGUUGACGCAUCGUUGAGGGGGACGAGCAGCUUUUGAUUCAAGAUGAAUUGUCAAAAAGGGCUCACAUACCUGCGGAUACUCGGCACCACUUUGUUCGGCGUGUCCCUCCUCGUGGGCAUCUCCACCGCUUACAUUAUGGGUUACCAGUUCUUCACCACAGCCCACAAUUACUUAUCCUUUGGCUUGUACGGCGCCAUCUUGGUUGUUCAUCUCAUUAUCCAGAGUCUAUUUGCACUGUUGGAACACAGAAACAUGAGGAGAUCUUUGGAGACACCAAUCAAACUGAAUAAAUCAUUAGCAUUGUGCAUCGCUGCCUAUCAAGAAGACCCCAACUAUCUGCGGAAGUGCCUCAUUUCAGUAAAAAGACUGACCUAUCCCGGGAUCAAAGUUAUUAUGGUGAUUGAUGGGAACAAUGAUGACGAUUUGUACAUGAUGGAGAUAUUCAAAGAGAUCAUGGGCUGGGAUAAAUCGGCUACAUAUGUUUGGAAGAGUAAUUAUCACGCCAAAGGACCAGGGGAGACGGAGGAGAGCUUCGCUGAGAGCCUGCAGCAGAUCUCCAGGGUAGUCCUCAAUAACAAGUGUGUGUGCAUCAUGCAGAAGUGGGGAGGCAAGAGAGAGGUCAUGUACACCGCAUUCAAGGCACUGGGCCGGAGUGUCGACUAUGUGCAGGUCUGUGACUCAGACACUAUGCUGGACCCAGCCUGCUCAGUGGAGAUGGUCAAGGUUUUGGAAGAAGACCCAAUGGUGGGGGGUGUCGGAGGAGAUGUGCAGAUUCUGAACAAAUACGAGUCAUGGAUUUCCUUCCUGAGCAGUGUGCGAUACUGGAUGGCCUUCAACAUAGAGCGGGCAUGCCAGUCUUACUUUGGCUGUGUGCAAUGCAUUAGUGGGCCACUGGGAAUGUACCGAAACUCCCUCCUGCAUGAGUUCCUGGAGGACUGGUACAAUCAGACUUUUAUGGGAUCUCACUGUAGUUUUGGAGAUGACCGGCACCUCACAAACCGAGUGCUUAGUCUGGGAUAUGCCACCAAGUACACAGCACGCUCCAAGUGUUUGACAGAGACGCCUAUCACAUACCUGCGCUGGCUCAACCAGCAAACCAGGUGGAGUAAGUCCUACUUCAGAGAGUGGUUGUACAACUCCAUGUGGUUUCACAAACACCAUUUAUGGAUGACAUAUGAGGCUGUCAUCACAGGCUUCUUCCCUUUCUUUCUUAUUGCCACUGCCAUCCAGCUCUUCUACCAAGGAAGACUCUGGAAUAUUCUGUUGUUUCUUCUGAUAGUGCAAGCGGUGGCAUUGAUCAAAUCCACAUUUGCCAGCUGCCUUCGAGGGAACAUAGUGAUGGUGUUCAUGUCUUUUUACUCUGUACUAUACAUGUCAAGUCUUUUACCAGCAAAGAUGUUUGCCAUAGCAACUAUCAACAAGUCUGGAUGGGGCACAUCUGGGAGGAAAACCAUUGUGGUAAACUUUAUUGGGUUGAUUCCCAUAUCAGUGUGGUUUACAAUCCUUUUCAUUGGGAUCAUUUACACUGUGAUCCUACAGACUAAGAAGCCCUUCCCUGAUUCAGAGAAGUUAGUUCUGGUCAUAGGAGCAGUAGUCUAUGCCAGUUACUGGGUCAUUCUCUUGACUUUGUAUGCAGCGCUCAUAAACAAAUGUGGCAAGAGGAAGAAGGAGACACACUACGACAUGGUGUUGGACGUAUGACACCUGUCAUCCUCUACUCCCUUAGUUUUUCUGUCACAAUAUGUAGGUAUCGUAUAAAAUGCUGCUCUGGAGACAUUGGUUGAGGUGAACCAAAAUGGGCAAACCAAACAACUUGAAUUCUCAUUUUAAUGCAAUGGCUGCUAUUUUGUUAAAUCAUGGAAAACCAGUGUGUGUUGUGGCUAUUAGAUCUAAUAUUUAAAUAGAGAAAUGGAUUAUAUUUAUUUUAAAUAUGUAUUAUGAUCAGUUUAUCCACAGUGUAGUUGACAGCAAGAGCGCUAGGCUUUAUAAUAUUUAGCUACCUCUUCAUGUGUCAUUUCCCUGAGCUCAUACAUUCAUCAAACAAACUGGAAGAAUCAGUUUUGCCCAUUGAGGUUGUGCUCAGCCAGUGGCGAUAUCUUCUUCCAUUGCACCAUUGUGACCAGUGUGUCGAGCAACAGCAGACACAGCAACCUGAGAGAUCUGCCACUACACUAUAUGUAUCCGUUUGGACGGUGCUGCUGUGAGAAAUAGAUGUAUAUUUUACUACAGGAACUUGGUGCUAACAGCUUUUGAUUGUCAAUGCUUCUUGGUCAGGCCUUACUAAGCGCAGUUACUGCAAAGCAAUAAAUGGUUGAAUGAAUGACACUAAACAAUGCAAUCAAAUCAAACCAUGAAAUACAAUAUCUUCCCAAGUUCAAGGAGCUAAGGUGUAAAUAGACAGUAAACAAUAUAAGGGCACUAUAAGACCAGCAGUCCAUGGUCCUACGAUACAAGUACCCUUCACAGACUUCUCUGAAAGACAUUCACUUUCUUUGCUUAGGUUAUUUAUUGUAUCUGCCUGCACUCAUUGAAUGUGCACAAUAAAAUGUGAAAACAUAACACUAUGCCAGAACUGAACAUCACAGUUACUGAUUUGUUCAAGCCAAUCAUGUCAUCUAACUUCCUACAAUGAAUGACUGCAGUUAUUUUUAAAACAUCGUUUACAUUGUGAAUAAUCUCAAAAUAAUGAAUGGUGAGUAGAUCUAAUCUCCACCUGUUUAUGUGAUCAUAUGACCAGAUGAGGAUGUCGUAAACUUGCUGCUGUCACUUUUGCAGAAACAGUGACUAUAGUUUUUAUAUGAUGCAAUGAUGCAAAUGUAACACUAGUUUUUAAACUGAUGUAUGUUUGUAAAUUCACCAACAUGGCGGACAGGUUCAAAUCCAAAAACACUGUGCCUCUCAACUGAUUCAUUGUCAAAGUGCCACAAAAAAUCCUUUUACUACCUUAUAUGGGAACGUGAACGGGGCACUGGAGAGAAGGAGCAGGUUUUGGAAGGAAUCACGUCCCGUGUUUGCAAUGCAGCAGGAUCAGACAUGAGUUUAAUUUUGAUGCACUUUUGUGUCUAUCCUGUUGCCCUUGUGUUGCUUGACUGAAACAUGAUAAAAUACCUCAGUGGUUGUUUUUGCCUUGUAUCAUUGUCAGGAUACAAUUAUAUUCUGAUUGUUUUUACUAAUUUAUAUAUUUGUUUAAGUGAAAAAUUUUACUUUUAUGCACACUUUCCCUAUUAAGUCAAAGCUGGAUUUUUUCUGCCUUUUUGGCCCUUUUUGCUGUAGCCAGUGUCAUCUGUAUUUUAAUACAUUUUAUAGGCAUUAUAUAUUCUAUUUUUGCUUAUCUACCAAAGAGCUUUUAUUUUCAUUCAUGUUUUUUUUUUUUUUUUUUUUCAUAAGAGAGUGAAAAACAUUUAGUUUCUGACCAAACAAUGUGAAAUUUUGAGCUGUGGGUUUUGUUUGCAAUAACAAUGAAAUGCAAUAGGGAUAAGUUAUUGAGUGCAAAAGGAGACAAACCUGUGGCCUUUACUUUACUGUAUUUAAGUAAGAAUUUUCUUUUUAUAGGAUUUGUACUUGUACAUGUGCUUGUACAAGUACAUGUAAAGUCAUUAGGCAUCCGCUGCAUUUUGUACCAAACAUUAACGAUUAUAGCAAUAAGUCAAAUGCAGUGCCAGUGCCUUUAUGAAAUACAGGGGAGUUUUGAUGUGAUUUUUGAUAAUGAGACCAAUUUUAAGCCAAAAGAACAAUGAACAGUGUUAUGUCAAAGCACUUUUGUGUUGUGCCAAAUAAACCAGUGAAAUCCUUUUGUAA
This is a messenger RNA of Periophthalmus magnuspinnatus, 4252 nucleotides long. It is a transcript of the gene has2, whose product is annotated as hyaluronan synthase 2. Gene Ontology annotation, molecular function: hyaluronan synthase activity. The transcript is spliced from 4 exons. NCBI's taxonomy places the organism in Eukaryota, Metazoa, Chordata, Actinopteri, Gobiiformes, Gobiidae. Gene Ontology annotation, biological process: extracellular matrix assembly; hyaluronan biosynthetic process. The coding region runs from base 497 to 2155 and encodes 552 amino acids. The record is from RefSeq and is a predicted model, not a curated record.